This is a messenger RNA of Dermatophagoides pteronyssinus (European house dust mite), 1299 nucleotides long. Its product is annotated as di-N-acetylchitobiase-like. The record is from RefSeq and is a predicted model, not a curated record. Lineage: Eukaryota; Metazoa; Arthropoda; Arachnida; Sarcoptiformes; Pyroglyphidae. Gene Ontology annotation, biological process: oligosaccharide catabolic process.
AUAUUUUAAGAUAGAAAUUUCUUUUUCACUAUAAAAAUUUCUCAGUUGACAUCGUCUCAAAUUUUUCAUUAAAUUUUUGUCAAAUUAAAUUAAAAUGCAAAAAUUAUUAUUUUCAAUUGGAAUUAUUGCCGUUUGCUGUUUGUCAUCGAUUGUCGAUGCAAAAUGUCCAUGCAAUGAUCCAAAUGAUUGUAACCGAAUAACGACCGAUUGGAAAACGAACCAAACUAUUGGUUAUCUUUUAGAAUCAAAUGAAACAAUUUGGUCAACAUUCAAAUGGAACAAAUUAACCAUAAUUUCAUUGAUUGAUUUUCAUCAACCAAAAUUGAUGUGUUUAGCUCAUCAUAAUAAGAUUCGAAUAAUGGCAUUCGGCAAUUUUACGUUGAAUGAUUUAUCCAGUUCAGAUAAAAUGAAUAAAUGGAUCGAAUAUCGUUUAAAAGAAGCGCAGGAUAAUUUCUACGAUGGAAUCAAUUUGUUUAUUGAUGAUCCUGUCGAACCUAAUUCGACAUUUAGUCAACGAAUCACCGAUUUUAUCAGUCUGACAACUAAACGUUUUCAUCAAGAAUUACCCGGAUCAAUCGUUUUGUUCAAUGCACCGUUUAGUCCAAAAAAUGAAAAAGGCAAAGGUGUUGAUGGAAAAAAUUAUGAUUAUGUUGCAAUUUCUAAAUCGGUUGAUUUGAUGGUUGCCAUGGAAUUUGAUCAACGUAGCCAAUCAUUUGAUGAACCAAAAUGUUUAGCUGGUGCACCUGAAUCGCUUUACAUUACUAUUGGCAGUCUAAUGGCUUAUAAAAAUAUUGGAGUCAAUCUUAAUCGUAUGAUAAUGGCAUUAGGUUUUUAUGUAGAUGAAUAUCUAUGUGUUGAAUAUCAUCAAAAUUAUCGUUGUAUUAUUGAAUCAUAUAAUUAUCGUGGUGCAAAUUGUAGUUCGAAAGUUGCUAAUCGUAUACCAUGGAACGUGUUUGAAAGAAUUGACAGACAAUGUUGGCGUGAGGUUUGGGAUGAACAUUCUAAUCAUGAUAUUUACACAUUUCUUGACAAUUCAAUUUAUGGCCAAGUUAAACAAUAUUGGACCGAUAAUUUAGGCAUUUUUAAAAAAAUAAGAUUAAUAAAUGAAAAUCAGAUGUCCGGUAUUGGUGUUUGGAUGCUAAACUAUCUGGAUGACAAAACAUGGUUUCAAUUACCCCAAAGACAACAACAAGCUUAAUUCAAUUUAUAUUUUAUUUUCUUUGAAUAUUAAUUCAAUUCAUAUUUUUUUGAUAAUGAAAUAAAAACUAAUUCUUAUUUCAUUUAACAAAAAUUUUUAAA